Molecule: messenger RNA, 1161 nt
Organism: Selaginella moellendorffii
Lineage: Eukaryota; Viridiplantae; Streptophyta; Lycopodiopsida; Selaginellales; Selaginellaceae
Product: CCA tRNA nucleotidyltransferase, mitochondrial
Exons: 10
Coding region: 1-1161 (386 amino acids)
Biological process (GO): tRNA 3'-terminal CCA addition
Molecular function (GO): RNA binding; ATP:3'-cytidine-cytidine-tRNA adenylyltransferase activity
Source: RefSeq, a predicted model, not a curated record
AUGGCGACGAUCGUGCUCACGCGCGAGGAAGCGAAGAUUCUCGACGCUCUCCGUCUGGCGAUCCGUAAAUGCGACUUGAAGACCGAGGUGAGAGUGGCGGGCGGAUGGGUGCGCGAUAAGCUCCUUGGCGUCGAGAGCCACGAUUUGGAUAUUGCGCUGGAUGGUAUGACUGGGCAGCAGUUCUGUGAUCGUGUGCUCCCGUGCUUGAGGAAGACCGAUCCUUCGUGUUCUUACAAAGUUAUCAAAAGCAAUCCAGAACGAUCCAAGCAUUUAGAAACGACCAAGCUGGAGAUCCUGGGUGGAGAGCUUGAUGUUGUUAAUCUCCGAUCCGAGACCUACUCCAACGAUUCCAGGAUCCCAACAUCAAUGAAAUUUGGAACACCUUCCGAAGACGCUUACCGGAGAGAUCUCACGAUCAACAGCCUCUUCUACAACGUUGCGGCUGACAAGGUUGAGGACUUCACUGGUCGAGGUGCAAUGGACCUCAAGCUUGGAAAGAUCAGGACUCCGUUGCCUCCGCUCGUUACUUUUCUAGAUGAUCCAUUGCGUGUCCUGAGAUCCAUUCGGUUUGCGGCGCGCUUUAAUUUUGAGCUGGACGAGGAACUGGAGUGCGUGGCAUCUGCUGAUUCUGUGAAGGCUGCAUUCGAAACAAAGAUCACCAGGGAGCGCAUUUCUCAGGAGAUUCAAGCCAUGCUCUUCGGAAAGAAUCCUGCUCGGGCGAUGUGCCUGCUGCACAAGCUUGGUUAUUGGCCUCUGAUUUUUACGAGGCCAGUGAGUGCGCAAAGUGUGAAGGACUUUCAAGUCGUUUGCGAGACUCUAGAGUCUGUCAACAUUCCUGAGGAAGGUGAAAGGCGUCUUGUUCUUGUUGCUGGGAUUCUCUAUCCAUUCAAGAAAGAAAACGAUACAGUGAAAGCAUUGUACAAAGCAAUUGGAAAUACCUUCGUGCAAGAUUGGUAUGAGUUGAACAAAUGUACACUUUCUGGAGGAUUACCUUGUCUUUUCAACGAAAGUUUUCGAGUAGAGGCCGGCCUAGCCUUCAGAGACAGGGACUUCAGCUUGUCAGCUGCUGCUUUAUUUCUCUCCGUGCCAGCCCCUAGCGUCCAGCAGAAAGACGUGUUUAACGCUAUUCUAAAAAGCAUCAGCUUAUCUGGUAAGAAGUAG